Propithecus coquereli (Coquerel's sifaka) is the source of this 4445-nucleotide messenger RNA. It is a transcript of the gene KAT2B, whose product is annotated as K(lysine) acetyltransferase 2B. The record is from RefSeq and is a predicted model, not a curated record. Gene Ontology annotation, molecular function: histone H3 acetyltransferase activity; protein binding. Gene Ontology annotation, biological process: positive regulation of transcription by RNA polymerase II; chromatin remodeling. NCBI's taxonomy places the organism in Eukaryota, Metazoa, Chordata, Mammalia, Primates, Indriidae. Bases 51 to 2567 code for a protein of 838 amino acids. The transcript is spliced from 17 exons. Gene Ontology annotation, cellular component: histone acetyltransferase complex; nucleus.
GCGGCGGCGGCGCCUGACACUCGGCGCCUCCUGCCGUGCUCCGGGGCGGCAUGUCCGAGGCUGGCGGGGCCGGGCCGGGCGGCUGCGGGGCGGGAGCCGGGGCGGGGGCCGGGCCCGGGGCGCUUCCCCCGCAGCCUCCCGCGCUGCCGCCCGCGCCCCCGCAGGGCUCCCCCUGUGCCGCCGCCGCCGGGGGCUCGGGCGCCUGCGGUCCGGCGACGGCAGUGGCUGCGGCGGGCACGGCCGAAGGGCCAGGAGGCGGUGGCUCGGCCCGGAUCGCCGUGAAGAAGGCGCAACUGCGCUCCGCUCCGCGGGCCAAGAAACUGGAGAAACUCGGAGUGUACUCCGCCUGCAAGGCCGAAGAGUCUUGUAAAUGCAAUGGCUGGAAAAACCCCAACCCCUCUCCCACACCCCCCAGAGCCGAUCUGCAGCAAAUAAUUGUCAGUCUAACGGAAUCCUGUCGGAGUUGUAGCCAUGCCCUAGCUGCUCAUGUUUCCCACCUGGAGAAUGUUUCAGAGGAAGAAAUGAACAGACUCCUGGGAAUAGUGUUGGAUGUGGAAUAUCUCUUUACCUGUGUCCACAAGGAAGAAGAUGCAGAUACCAAACAAGUUUAUUUCUACCUGUUUAAGCUCUUGAGAAAGUCUAUUUUACAAAGAGGAAAACCUGUGGUUGAAGGCUCUUUGGAGAAGAAACCUCCAUUUGAAAAACCUAGUAUUGAACAGGGUGUGAAUAACUUUGUACAGUACAAAUUUAGUCACCUGCCAUCAAAGGAAAGGCAAACAAUAGUUGAGUUGGCAAAAAUGUUCCUAAAUCGCAUCAACUAUUGGCAUCUGGAGGCACCAUCUCAGCGACGACUGCGAUCUCCCAAUGAUGAUAUUUCUGGAUACAAAGAGAACUACACAAGGUGGCUGUGUUAUUGCAAUGUGCCACAGUUCUGUGACAGUCUACCUCGGUACGAAACCACACAGGUAUUUGGGAGAACAUUACUUCGCUCUGUCUUCACCGUUAUGAGGAGACAACUCCUGGAACAAGCAAGACAGGAGAAGGACAAACUGCCUCUUGAGAAACGAACUCUAAUCCUCACCCAUUUCCCAAAGUCAGUUAUCAAUCCGCCUCCUGUGGCUGGGACAGUUUCAUACAAUUCAAACUCAUCUUCCCUUGAGCAGCCAAAUGGAGGGAGCAGCAGUCCUGCCUGCAAAGUCUCUUCUGGACUUGAGGCAAACCCAGGUCUUAAUUUCAUGUUUCUCUGGUUCAAAACCUGUAAUGCUUCAAGGCCCCUCUGUGUGUAUUACCCGCUCCCUCUAGACCCGAGCAGUUGGUGUUUACUAGACAUACUCUCUGUGUUUACUGGACAUAUCCUCUGCUUUGCUCCCUCUACCAGUUUGCUGUCAGCACAUUCAGCCAGGGAUGAGGCGGCAAGGCUGGAAGAGCGCAGGGGUGUAAUCGAAUUUCACGUGGUCGGCAAUUCCUUGAACCAGAAACCAAACAAGAAGAUCCUGAUGUGGCUGGUCGGCCUACAGAACGUGUUCUCCCAUCAGCUGCCUCGAAUGCCAAAGGAGUACAUCACACGGCUUGUCUUUGACCCGGAGGCCAAGAAACCCCGAGUUAUGGGGGAUAUUCCAAUGGAAUUAAUCAAUGAGGUCAUGUCCACCAUCACGGACCCUGCAGCGAUGCUCGGACCAGAGGUUAGCAGGGUAAACUUGGGCAGCCAGCUGGUAGGUCCUGUCUGCUCUCCCGGCCACUCCGGCUUUCAGAAAUGGGGAUGGGAUUUCUUUUCUCCAGAAUCUAAUAUAUUUGUCAUUAUACCAACUUCCACACAGGGCUAUGGAACACACCUGAUGAAUCAUUUGAAAGAAUAUCACAUAAAACAUGACAUCCUGAACUUCCUCACAUAUGCAGAUGAAUAUGCAAUUGGAUACUUCAAGAAACAGGGUUUCUCCAAAGAAAUUAAAAUACCUAAAACCAAAUAUGUUGGCUAUAUCAAGGAUUAUGAAGGAGCCACUUUAAUGGGAUGUGAGCUAAACCCACGGAUCCCAUACACUGAAUUUUCUGUCAUCAUUAAAAAGCAGAAGGAGAUAAUUAAAAAGCUGAUCGAAAGAAAACAGGCCCAGAUUCGAAAAGUCUAUCCUGGACUUUCGUGUUUUAAAGAUGGAGUUCGACAGAUUCCUAUAGAAAGCAUUCCUGGAAUUAGAGAGACAGGCUGGAAACCGAGUGGAAAAGAAAAAAGUAAAGAGCCCAAAGACCCUGACCAGCUUUACAGCACGCUCAAGAGCAUCCUCCAGCAGGUGAAGAGCCAUCAAAGCGCUUGGCCCUUCAUGGAACCUGUGAAGAGAACAGAAGCUCCGGGAUAUUAUGAAGUUAUAAGGUUCCCCAUGGAUCUGAAAACCAUGAGUGAACGCCUCAAGAAUAGGUACUACGUGUCUAAGAAAUUAUUCAUGGCAGACUUACAGCGAGUCUUUACCAAUUGCAAAGAGUACAACCCCCCUGAGAGUGAAUACUACAAAUGUGCCAAUAUCCUGGAGAAAUUCUUCUUCAGUAAAAUUAAGGAAGCUGGAUUAAUUGACAAGUGAUUUUUCCCCUCUUUGCUCCUUAGAAACUCUUCAAGCAGUGUGCCUAAAGCAAGGUGGUUUAGUUUUACAAACAAUUGAACAUAAUGUAUUGAAGAGACUUGUAAAUGUAAUAAUUAGCACUUUUGGAAACGAACAAAAAAACCUCCUUUUAGCUUUCCAGAUCUGUAUUUAAAUUGAAGUCAUAGAACAUUUUUAUUUUAUGGAAUAGAUUUUAAUCUAUUUACUACUAUUAAUGUAAAUUUUCUAUGGCAUGUCUUUUAGCUGACUAUUCCAUGAUAGAUGACCAGGGGUUUCCUCAAAACUGGUAUGUGAGGAAAUUGCACAGAGUAGCAAGAUUUGGGGGAAUCCAGAAAAUUUUCAGACCAUGAAUGUUUCUAUUUUUUUCUAAUGGAAUGUGAGAGUUUAUUUUUAUUUUAUUCUGAAGGACUUUAAGGAAGGGAUACAUGAUAAAAAGCCCAUAAAAGGUGAAAUAUGUGAUGUUCGAAGUCUCAUUGUAGACUUUUUAUAUAUAUUUUUUAAAACACUCAUCUGGAUGAGGUGCUUUGAGCAGUACUGAAAAAUACAGUUCCAGAAAAGCAACUGCUUUAAUUCCUAAGGAAGAGAUUCUAAAUAAUGCAAACUUUUUUAUAAGCAUCUGGGUUUUUGAUAAUUCUGUCUACCUACAACAAACUUGUUAGUGUAUAACCACUAUUUUAAUAAUCAUUUUCUCUACACAAGUGUGUAAUAUCAUAUUUGACUUUGCUUAUGCAGGCCAUAAGUUCCAAAAGGUAAUUUCCCAGGCCACAAAGGCAUAAACUUGAAAACACUUGAUAUUGAAUCAACAUGUUUUAAUAGGAAAAGAUGAAUAGUCUAUGUAUGUAUCAAUCUGGUGAAUCCUUGUUGUAAUAAAUAAGGAUUUUUUUCUUUUCUGUGAUACACACAACCCCAUUGAUAAUGUAUGUAUGAACAUUUUUCCUUUUACAUCUCCAAACGAAGUUUAUCGUCUGAGGUCAGUUAAAUUCCCACCAAGGUUUGCUGUCAGUAUUUUAACACCUACACUGGUAUAUUGGUCCAGGGUCAUAUCCCAAUAAAAUCCAUCAUGCAGCCUUAUUAACCUAUCUUGGGAUUCCAGCUUAGUGCUUGGAUUUAUUUCCUGAUUACACUACAUAGAAAAGUGGGACAUCUGCCAUCCCAACUCUGGGAAAACCAACUAAUAUACAACCAUAUAAAUAAAUGAAGGCCAUCUUGAUGGUCUUGACACUAAUUUUUAUGAUGCAGAUUUAUAAACUGAUUUUUGUAAAGGACAAGGUUUUAAAAGUGUAUUUAACUUGAUGUUUUCUAUCAGCAUAAAUUAAAAUGAUCAUGAACAGUCAUUAAAAACAAUUGCCAGAGAUAAUCUGCAUGAAGGAAAAAAAGCUCUGCAAAUGGCUAAGUUGGAAGUGUUGUUUUUGAUAUGUAAGAGAUAUUCAGAAUGCUCAACACUGAAAAAUGCCUCAACUUUUUCAAGUAUAAGAAACCACCUUGAGUGGUGUCUAGAUUUCUAAUGAAGAAUGAUGAUACAGUUUGGAUUAAGUAUCUUGGACUGGUUUUAAACAGUGCUUUGUACCUGAUCUGCUGAAGCAUCUGUCCAGCUUGGUAUCCUGUGAAAGUUUGUUAUUUUCUGAUUAGACAUUCUUAUAGAGUAUUGUCUUCAAAAUCAGAUUGUCUCUUCUAUAUUGAAAGCAUUUUUAUGUUUUCUAAUUUAAAAAUUAAUAUUUUCUUAUAGAUAUUGUGCAAUAAAGCUGAAGUAGAAUGUGUGGUUUUUGCAAAUGCUUUAACAGCUGAUAAAAUUUUACAUUUGUAAAAUUAAUAUAUUGUACUGGUACAAAAUAGUUUUAAAUUAUAUUUUAAAAAGCUCCC